Cajanus cajan (pigeon pea) is the source of this 2280-nucleotide messenger RNA. Its product is annotated as protein tesmin/TSO1-like CXC 2. NCBI's taxonomy places the organism in Eukaryota, Viridiplantae, Streptophyta, Magnoliopsida, Fabales, Fabaceae. The record is from RefSeq and is a predicted model, not a curated record. Gene Ontology annotation, molecular function: DNA-binding transcription factor activity.
AUGGACACGCCAGAGAGGAACCAGAUCAGUGCUACCCUCUCUAAGUUUGAGGAUUCACCUGUUUUCAACUAUAUCAAUAGUUUGUCUCCUAUAAAGCCAGUUAAAUCUGUUCCCAUUAGUCAAACUUUCAAUUCACUGAGCUUUUCAUCCCCUCCAUCGGUUUUCACGUCACCCCAUGUCAGCUGUCUCAAGGAAUCUAGAUUCCUCCGAAGACAUAACCCGUUGGGCACAUCAAAGCCUAAGGUUUCUUCUGAAGAUGUAAAUAAAGUUCACUCAAGUGAAGAGACUCUUGCAGAUUCUACACCUGAACAUCAUAAUAACUCAAGUGGAUUGCAGGAAAACGGUGAUAAAGGGAUUUCAGUAAGAGAUGCUCCAAUUGAGAUAUCUAGUGAACACAUAAAAUUCUCAGUUGAGCUAUCGCAAGAUUUAAAGUAUAAUUGUGGUAGCCCUGGCUAUGCCCCUCCACUUUGUGGUGAUGAGGCCAACUCUCUUUUGGAAUUGCCUGGUGUUCAGGAAGGUUGCAAAACAGAUUCAGUUGAGGGUGAAGUGCAUAUUCAGGAAAUGUGUCAGAUGGAGCCAAAGAGUGAAGGUCCAGAGUGUUAUUGGGAUGGUUUGAUUCCUGAUGCUCCUGAUAUGCUCAUCUUUAGUCCCCCAGGUGAAGCAGAAGCUUUUAAGGGUCUAAUGCACAAACCGUUGAACGAUAUUAUGUCUAUGCUACCGCAUUCUACCAUGCACAAUGGUAGGAAAAUGCACAUUGUUGAUUCGGUUGCUUCUGGUUCUGAACAUGAAAUUGAGCCAAUAACAGCCACAGCCACAGACGAAAUACAGAAUAAUCUUGCCAAUGUUGCUUUGGUGACUAGCAAUCCAAAUGAGAAAGCAAACGACCAGCUUGUUUCUGUCACACACCGUGCCAUACGAAGGCGCUGUCUAGACUUUGAGAUGGCCAAUGUGCAAAGGAAGAACUCUGAUGAUAAUUCAAACACCGGUUCUAGUACAUCUGAGUCUGAUGGAAGGAAUGUUGCUAAUGAAAAGCAACUUCUUCCAACGAAACGCAGUGGGAAUUUACAAAAGGGAAAUUUGCCAGGAAUUGGUCUACACUUGAAUGCAAUUGCUGCCUUAAAAGAUUACAAGGGCAUACAAAUUGAAAAAUUGUCUUCCGGAAGACAACUCAAUCUUCCCAACUCCACUUCUUUGCAAAUCUCUACAAGCCAGGAACAUCAGCAUCUAGCAUUGGUACCUUUAUCAUCCGAAGGAGACUUGGACUUGGAUCCAUUAGACAAUGGGGUUCAGCCUGCUGAAGAUUGUUCCCAGCCAUUAGCUUACAUGGCUAGUGAAGACUUCAAUCAGAAUAGCCCCAGAAAGAAAAGGCGUAAGCUGGAGACACCUGGAGAAACUGAGGGCUGUAAACGCUGCAAUUGCAAGAAAUCAAAGUGUUUGAAGCUUUAUUGUGAGUGCUUUGCUGCUGGUGUCUACUGCAUAGAACCCUGCGCCUGUCAGGAUUGCUUCAACAAACCUAUCCAUGAAGACACUGUUCUUCAAACUCGCAAGCAGAUUGAAUCUCGUAACCCGCUUGCAUUUGCUCCUAAAGUCAUCAGAAGUUCUGACACUGUACCUGAAAUUGGGGAUGACCCUAACAAAACACCAGCUUCAGCACGACACAAAAGAGGAUGCAACUGCAAAAAAUCAAGCUGCCUAAAGAAAUAUUGUGAAUGUUAUCAGGGUGGUGUUGGUUGCUCCAUUAGCUGCAGAUGUGAAGGGUGCAAGAACGCUUUCGGUAGAAAGGAUGGUUCUGUUCCUGUAGGCUUAGAAACCGAGACAGAAGAAGCAGAAGCAUCUGACAAGGGUCUGGCAGAAAAAGCAUUACAGAAAACUGAAGAUCAUCAUGAUUCUGCUACUGUGUCAACACCAUUACGGCUUUCCAGGCCAAUGCUUCCAUUGCCCUUUUCAUCAAAGGGAAAGCCACCAAGAUCUUUUGUUACAACCAUAUCUGGCUCUGCAUUAUUUGCCUGCCAAAAGCUUGGGAAAUCAAAUUCUCUUUGGUCUCAAGAAGCUAGUAAGCAUUUUCAAACUGUCCCCGAUGAUGAAAUGCCAGAUAUUCUCCGAGGUGAUAGCUCUCCUAUCGCAUGCUCUCCUAUCACAUGCAUCAAAACAUCUUCUCCAAAUGGCAAGAGAAUCUCCUCUCCUAACUGUGACAUGGGAUCGUCUCCUAGUCGCAGAGGUGGCAGAAAGUUGAUAUUACAAUCCAUUCCUUCAUUUCCUUCUCUCACCCCUCACCCUUAG